Branchiostoma belcheri (Belcher's lancelet) is the source of this 1833-nucleotide messenger RNA. RefSeq lists its product as uncharacterized. NCBI's taxonomy places the organism in Eukaryota, Metazoa, Chordata, Leptocardii, Amphioxiformes, Branchiostomatidae. The record is from RefSeq and is a predicted model, not a curated record. Bases 34 to 1605 code for a protein of 523 amino acids. The transcript has 9 exons.
CUUUGGAACACACACAACAUCCAACAGGUAACAAUGGCGUCCUACUUGCCAAAAGUCAACAAAAACAACACGACUAUCCUUUUAUCGGGGGAGCACGAGCAAAAGCUCAGACAGUGGCUGAAGAAGCCCGCGUCCGACUUCAAACUGCUUUUCAAGGCGACCGCGAACACCUACAACGCGCAGGAAUUCCACCGACUGUGCGACAACCAAGGGCCGACCAUCGUCGUCGCCUAUAGCAACGGAGGCGACGUUUUCGGCGGUUACGCCAGCGUGUCGUGGCGCAGCGCGGGAAGACACGUCACCGCACCGGGGUCCUUCCUCUUCAACCUGAAGAGCAAGGUGCGCUUCCCGCUCAAGCUGCAAGGGGACGCUUCUGCACUGUACGACGACGGGGCCCACGGGCCGACGUUCGGCGGGUACGACUGGGUGUCCUUCACGGGUACCGGGAUGAAGUCCUCUCUGCUGGGCCCUUCUUACUCCCGGGUUGAAGCCCAGGGAGCGCGGUGUAACAUCGGGAACACCUACUCCCCGCACGCCACCGACAGGGCCGUAUCGUACGAGGAGUUUGGCGGCCUGGAGGCGUACGGAUAUCUGACAGGCACCUUCUGUACGGACCUGGACUAUAAGGAUAUUGAGGUCUACACCAUCAGAGACAAGCCGGUCUUCAUCGGUGGAAGACGAGCGGAAGCCAGUCCAAGCGUGCCGAAGCUGAAAGAGACCGCCUGGAGGACGAUGGAGUGGACUGUUAGUGCAAGGGAUGAGCUGGUCCGAGAAGUGACUGAGUAUCGCCCCCUGGACAGCACGAAGGCUCCACAGGCACAGAUCCUGCUGCUGGGUCCUGCCGGAGGGGGGAAGUCCAGCUACUUCAACACCAUCAACUCCAUAUUUAGGGGGCAUGUGACGUCACAAGCCGUCACAGGGAUAGCACCGCAUAGUCUCACCACCAAGUUCCGUCGGUACGAGGUGCGAUCUGGGCGGGGAGGGGGUGCGCUGGGGUUCCGCCUGUGCGACACCAUGGGCCUGGAGGACGGGCAGGGUCUGGGCGUGGCAGACAUACCCUACCUGCUGGGCGGGAACGUACCGGACAGGUACCAGUUCAACCCAGCCGUGUCGAUCGAUCCCAGCAUCGCCGGGUUCAAGGUGAACCCUCCGCUGUCCGACACGGUCCACUGCGUCACCUUCGUCAUCGACGCAUGCGUCAUGAGCGUUCUGUCGCAAGGCAUUGUGGAUAAAAUCAAAGGCUUAAGGACAAAAAUCAACGAGCGAGGUAUCCCCACAGUGGUACUGUUGACGAAGGUGGAUGAGAUCUGCCCAGAGGUGGCGAAGGACCUGUCCGUGGUCUACAGCAGCGCCCUCGUGCAGGAAAAAGUGAAGGAGCUCAGCGGAAGACUCGGUGUUUCUGUGUCCAACAUUCUCCCUGUCAAGAACUACGCCUCCGAGAUGGAACUGGACAGAAGGGUUGACAUCCUGGCUUUGACCGCCCUCCGACAGAUGCUCCGCUUUGCCGAUAACUACUUUGACGACUUCGGCGAGGACCAGGAAGAGGAGCAUGACGGGAGUGAUGACGUCGAACCAACCGACAUCAUUCACGUGGCCAGAAAUUAAACUUCGACCUCCCAUCAUGCAUUUGCGUACGUCGUGACAAAGAUAUUUUUGAAAGGUUAUUUAUAUAUAUAUAUACAAAUGUAUAGAUAAAAUCAGGCAUGUGACAAUUACCACCAUUACACAAUUAGCCUAAUUGGUUACAAUUAGCUGCAUCAUGUUGCAAUUGUAUAGUAUGGGGGAUUUAGACUCCUGCCUGACCAUAUAGAUGAAUGUGUUUGAGUAAGAAUU